AAUGAGAUGUGGUUAGUUCGAAACUCAUCUCUGGCUGCCAUGCAUUCCUUCCUGCUGCAGUUUGACAGACAAUCUCCGUACAUACACAUUAAUAAACAGCCGCUGAGGCAUUAAUCCUUGUGACUAGCAGCAGCCAGUGACGGAGACAAAUGACCUCCAUGUUGUCCCGGAAGUGAAUGCGACGCCAUCAGGUCAGACAGGGAACAACCUACAGGAGACAGGGGGAGGCGGUGCAUUCUCAGCUCUGCUGGAUGGGGAAGGGAGAGUGGUGUCCAGGCGCUGCUGCAAAGCAGGAACGUGUCAUCUCUAUGGUAGAGACAUGAGCGUCCCAACCUCUCACCUGCCUGGCAGCGCGGUGUAGUACAGCACCAGCCAGGGAUGCAAGUCCUCCUGACAAGGGGGCGGAUCUGAGCUAUGGAAGGGGUUCUGUACAAAUGGACCAACUACAUCACAGGUUGGCAGCCUCGCUGGUUUGUUUUAGACAAUGGGAUUCUCUCUUACUACGAUUCACAAGAUGAUGUGUGCAAGGGCAGCAAAGGCAGCAUUAAAAUGGCUGUUUGUGAAAUUAAAGUUCACGCAACAGACAACACAAGAAUGGAGCUGAUAAUCCCAGGGGAGCAGCAUUUCUAUGUGAAAGCAGUUAAUGCAGCUGAAAGACAGAGAUGGCUGGUUGCCUUGGGUAGUUCCAAAGCUUGCCUGGCAGAUAACAGAACAAGAAAAGAAAAAGAAAUCAGUGAAACCAAUGAAUCUCUGAAAACCAAAAUGUCAGAACUCCGUCUUUAUUGCGACCUGCUAAUGCAGCAGGUUCAUACUAUUCAGGAAUUUGUUAAUCACGAUGAACAUAGUCCAUCAACUAGCACUGAGAAUAUGAAUGAAGCCUCAUCUCUGCUCAGUGCAACCUGCAACACAUUUAUUGCUACGCUAGAAGAAUGUGUCAAGAUUGCAAGUGCCAAAUUCAAACCAGAAAUGUAUCAACUGCUGCCACAUGACGUGUCCGCUGUGUCUCCUUCUCCUGUUCAAAUGAUGAAACGCUCCAUGAGUCACCCAGGCACUUACAUUUCUGAAGGGGGCAGCCAUUCCUAUAAGGAUUCAUCCUUCCAUCGGGCAACUCAUCGACGGCGAAGCGCUUAUUCUGAAACAGAAACCUGUAAUAAUGACAUGUUUUUAGAAGAAAUGGAAAGGCCUGCACAUUGCAUAAAGACAGGGAUCAAUGGGGAUCUGUCUCCAGCCAACGUCCAGGAAGAAAACAUACACAAGUCUAAGAAACUCUGUGAAUCUGAGAAUUCUCCUGUUUCCCUUUCGUUCUGAGGGUACAGAAGGACAUUUGGGUAUUAGACUUUGCAGGAGUACUGCUAUGCAAAGACUGCUCGUGCUAGACUUUUGUGAGUACCUGUCCGACCCCUGGAUGGAUUACGCUGCACUUUAUAUAAUAAUGGGACUUUGAAGUUGAAAUUUUAUCUUUGUACAGUUUAUUUCUGAAAGUAUUUUCCUACUAACCUUCACAGUUUGAAUGCGUAUUCUCGAUCAAACAGCUGUUUUACAUUUUGGAAUAUGCAAUUCUUUGUACUGUUUUUUUAUGUUUAAAAAUGGCUGCCUGCAUAGAGUUAUCCAGCUUGGUGAUCUUGCAGCUCCUGUUCAACUUCAGUGUUUAAUAUCCACCAACAGCCAAAGAGUGCUGGGAGAUGUAGUUCAAAAACAGCUGAAGGAUAUCCCUUGCUUACAUCCUAUAUGUUUUAAUGCUGACCAUACACAGAUGGGUUUUGGCCUGUCUGUGGACCCAAACAAAUCAUUCAGUUUUCAGAUAUGCUGGGCAGAUCUAUCCUGCUGACUGAUUGCAUUGGGCCCUGGAUUGUAACUUUUGGCUAAUGGGUUCUCCAUGGCAUUUGGUCAUUGGCUGGUGGGGUCAAACAAGCCUGCCACUAGGUAACUACAUCAGAAAAAAAUGUAUUGGUUUGGUAAACUUGCAGAAUUUGCAUAUUUACAUGUAUGUCUGGACAGCUUUUCUAGACUUUCCUACUGGAAAAGCAAAAGAAACACACACAUGACGCAUAUUCCACUCACAUAAGACUGUAAUAUGCACUAUUUCUUUUACACACAAAUACAAGUCGUAUGUAAGGUUGUUGCUGUGUAUCCAAAACCCACAUAAUUAGCUUUAUCAUUUUCAAAGGGAUUUCUUAUCUCUUUAAUGUACAGUUGCACUGUAUUCCUGAUAUAUAUAUACCAAACAGUGGUAGCUAUAUGGAAUACUUUACCCCAGCUAUAUGAAGUAUUGUGUCCUCGAGAAUGUUUUGAAACUGCCUCCAUCCUUCCCCUACCAUGCUGGUUUCAUUGGCCUAUCCUGUUUCACACAAUAUUUUAUAUGAUGUGUUAUUCAAUGUUUUGCUUGCACAGUUGGCAUUUUCCUACAAGGGUCUUGUCCUCACUUUCCCCUUCCACUUAAUAUGGCAAGUAUACUUUCCAGCAUGCUGUGACUUUGUGUCUGCCUGCUAAAUACUGUGCCCCUAAGCAUGGGCAAAUCCAUACAAACAUGGGGGAGUUCAGUGGGUGUGCUCUGUGGUAGUCAUGAGUGCACACACAGAGAAUGGUAAGUAAAGGUUUCCAUAUUAUAUUUUUUAUUUAAGUUGUGUAUUAGCUAGUCAAGAAGGAUUUUGUGGAUCAGAUUCUGUUACAUGCUUUUUUCUCCCAAAUGAUCUGAUGCUUUGUACCAUUUAGUGCAACGGAGGCAGUAACACAUAUAACACUGUUUGGGGCGCAGCACAAGGUUGCAGAUGCAGCAACACCCUAAUCAUUAUGGAGACUGAAAGCAAGGGAAAGGAUGCUAUUUCUUUUAAGGGCUCUUACCAGCAUUUUAACAUGCAUUCAAAGAGCAAGCAGUGCUAACCUCACACGUUCCCUUGUGCCGAAAUGAAAGAGCCAAUAAAGGGAAACACAUGAAGAAAUGCUCAUAUGUAGGAGCCCUAACAGAGUAAGAUAUGGAAUUUUAAGAGUAUUGCUACAGACAGUGUUCUGUAAUGGAGGCCACGUGUUUGUGUGUGUGUGUGUGUGUGUGUGUGUAGAUCUAGCGGUGCUCAUCUUGCUGUUUUGUCACGGUACCACAACAUGUAUUUAAGCAUUAGCACCUUGUAAGGUCUGGCUUUAAGGUGAUUUAGAUUUAAAUAUUUCUGUUGAUUGGAGGGGGUGUAAUUAAACUAUAUAUAAAAAUG
Molecule: messenger RNA, 3203 nt
Organism: Xenopus laevis (African clawed frog)
Lineage: Eukaryota; Metazoa; Chordata; Amphibia; Anura; Pipidae
Gene: plekha3.S
Product: pleckstrin homology domain containing A3 S homeolog
Exons: 8
Coding region: 415-1308 (297 amino acids)
Biological process (GO): endosome organization; receptor recycling; retrograde transport, endosome to Golgi
Cellular component (GO): trans-Golgi network; early endosome; cytosol
Source: RefSeq, a predicted model, not a curated record